This is a messenger RNA of Racocetra fulgida, 816 nucleotides long. NCBI's taxonomy places the organism in Eukaryota, Fungi, Glomeromycota, Glomeromycetes, Diversisporales, Gigasporaceae. The record is from the annotation of a GenBank genome assembly.
AUGUCAUCUCCAAUGGUGGGAGCCAUGCUUGAAAAUGCAAUGUUAUUCCUUGCAUAUAAUCAAAUCCAAAUGAUGAUUAAAGAGUACACAACACCAGCAUAUAAACGUCAUUUAUUAUAUAACAAAAACUCGGCAGAUGAAGUAUCGCUUGACAUGGGUCAAUUGUGUUUGGCUGGAGCAUUAUCAGGAGCAUUAGCAUCAUUCGUGCUUACUCCAGUUGAAUUAAUUAAAUGCAAACUACAAGUUCAAGAAACUUUUACAUACAACAAAUCAUCAGCAUCAGUCAUUGAUAUUUCUAAUAAAUCAGCUACGCCAAAUCCAAUAUAUACAGGACCAUUAUCAGUUAUUAAACAUACAUUUAAACAACAUGGUAUACGUGGAUUUUACUGUGGACAUUCAGGAACAUUUAUUCGAGAAACCAGUGGUGGAGCUAUAUGGUUUGGAACUUAUGAAUUCGUUUCAAAAAUGUUUAUGCAUCAAAAAGCGAAAACAAUGAAAAUUGACAAAAAUUCGAUUAAGAAAUCAGAUAUAAAUCCAAUACAAUUAAUGAUAGCAGGUGCAUGUGCAGGGAUGGCUUAUAAUCUUUUCGUGUUUCCAGCAGACUCUAUUAAAAGCCAGAUGCAAACCGAAGAAGAAAUGAUGCAAGCUACAGGUAAAACUGUUACUAAACGUGGAUUUAUUAGAGUUGCAAGAGAUUUGUAUAAAGCUGAUGGGAUACCUGGAUUUUAUCGUGGUUGUGGAAUUACAGUUGCCAGAGCAGCACCUUCUAGUGCCAUAAUUUUUAUGACUUAUGUGAGUAUACGUACGAUAAUUUAA